AUGGCUACGAAAAGAAAGGCUGCGGCCAUGACUGCCGUGGAAGAUGAUGAACCAGUAGACCCUUCGGAUGAGCUUGUGUUUAUUGGGUUAGGUGGUUGUCAAGAAGUUGGUCGAUCGUGUCAUAUCCUACAAUACAAGGGCAAGACUGUCAUGCUCGAUGCUGGCAUGCACACAGGUCGGGAAGGGAUGUCGGCCAUGCCCUAUUUUGACGACUUCGAUCUAAGCACUGUGGACAUCCUGUUAAUCAGCCAUUUCCAUCUGGACCACGCAGCCGCACUGCCUUAUGUCCUCGCCAAAACGGACUUCAAAGGGCGCGUAUUCAUGACACAUCCAACCAAGGCAAUCUACAAAUGGCUGAUCCAGGACUCUGUCCGAGUGAGCAAUACAACAUCUACUUCGGAUCAAAGGACCUCGCUGUACACCGAAGCUGACCACAUCUCUACUCUUCCUCAAAUUGAGACGAUCGACUUCUACACGACGCAUACCGUUUCGGGCAUUCGGAUAACACCGUAUCCGGCCGGGCACGUCCUUGGGGCUGCUAUGUUUUUGAUCAAUAUCGCUGGACUCAACAUCUUCUUUACCGGGGACUACUCUCGAGAGCAGGACCGACAUCUUGUGGCUGCCGAGGUUCCAAACUCCUCGAGUGUGGGCAAGAUAGAUGUCCUCAUCACCGAGUCUACAUUUGGCAUUUCAAACGCACCUCCCCGCGCAGAGCGGGAGACUGCUCUCCUGAAGUCUGUCUCCAACAUCUUGGGCCGUGGUGGGAAAGUUUUGAUGCCAGUUUUUGCGCUCGGUCGAGCACAAGAGUUGCUGCUCAUCCUCGAGGACUACUGGCAACGGCACCCGGAACUCCAGAAGUUUCCCAUCUAUUACACCGGCAAUACGGCACGAAAAUGCAUGGUGGUGUACCAGACGUAUAUCAACGCCAUGAAUGACAACAUCAAACGCAUCUUUCGAGAGAGAAUGGCCGAAGCUGAAGCAGCUGGCAACGCGAAAGGCGUCAGUGCAGGCCCCUGGGACUUCCGGUUUGUGCGAAGCCUGCGAAACCUAGACCGAUUUGACGAUGUGGGAGGAUGUGUAAUGUUGGCAUCGCCUGGCAUGAUGCAAUCGGGCAUGUCCCGCAUCUUGCUCGAAAGAUGGGCACCCGAUCAACGCAAUGGAGUCAUAAUGACAGGUUACAAUAUCGAAGGCACCAUGGGCCGGACUAUUCUGUCAGAGCCAGAGAUGAUCCCCGCCAUCAUGAGCGGGGGCAAUACAGGCCUGGGCAACACCAUGGGUCGCAGAAACAAAGACGACGAUGCCGCUGUGAUGAUCCCCCGACGGUGUUCGGUGGAGGAAUUCCAGUUCGCAGCCCACGUUACCGGAGUUGAGAAUGUAGAAUUCAUUGAGCAAGUCGCUGCACCCCACGUUAUUCUAGUCCACGGAGAACGUUCCCAAGCGGCACGACUCAGAUCGAGGCUCCUGGAUCUGAACUCGCGCCGAUUGACAAGCAAUCCGAACGCACAACAAACAAAAGUGUACAGCCCAGAAAAUGGCGCAGAAAUCAAAAUUCCCUUCAGAAAGGACAAAGUGGCCAAAGUGGUGGGAAAACUGGCACAGAUUCCUCCUCCUGCAUCUGCCGAAGAGGAUGAUACGAGAGUGGUCAGUGGAGUUCUGGUACAGAACGGCUUCAAGCUCAGCUUGAUGGCGCCGGAGGAUCUUCGCGAAUACGCCGGCCUCACCACCACGACUAUUCUGUGCCGGCAACACAUCACUCUGGCUGCAGCUGGCGUGGAGCUCAUUAAAUGGGCUCUGGAAGGCACUUUUGGGAGCAUUGAGGAGGUCGGUCACAUCAAGGCCGAAGUAAAUGGGCAUCCUGUCAAGGUCGAGAGCGAUAAGAUGAAUGGAGAAAACGGGAUGAAAGCCGAAGAAGAAGCCGACGAGGAAAUUGUCGCGGAGCCACCGCGAACGUUCCUCAUCAUGGGGUGCGUCACGCUCAAGUGGUCGGGACGGGAGAAGCAGGUCGAACUGGAAUGGGAAGGCAACACCAUGAACGAUGGUAUUGCAGACGCAGUCAUGGCUGUACUAAUGACUGUGGAGAGCAGUCCGGCAGCCGUCAAAUACUCAUCGAGCAGGUCGGCUCAUUCACACCAUGGCCACGAGCAUGACAAUGGCGUCAAGCCACUGACCAACGAACUGAUCAAGCUCUCUCCCCAGGAUCGGUUCUCGAGACUAUGUAUGUUCCUGGAAGAACAGUUCGGUGAUAACAUCACCCCGAUAAACAAACCGCGCACAGUUCACCCACCAGACCGCAAAACCCAAGUGUCUGGUGGAAUCGAAGGGGUCAAAAAAGAGGAGAACGACGAGGAGGAGGCGGCGGAUGAUUCAGAUGAGGAAGCUGAUCUUGAACGUGCUGAAGCCGAAGAGCGCGCAAGGCUGGCCGCAGUCGGGAUUCCCGUACCAGGACUGGAAAUCCGGUUCGACAAACAUGUGGCAAGGUUAUGGCUGGAGAAUCUGGACGUGGAAUGCGCUAAUGCCGUCCUACGAGAUCGGAUCAAGGCCGUCGUGGAGAGAGCGGUGGAAACUAUUGCUCCUCUUUGGGCUGUGCAUGGCCAGAGGCCCAAGGUCUGA
Molecule: messenger RNA, 2610 nt
Organism: Fonsecaea nubica
Lineage: Eukaryota; Fungi; Ascomycota; Eurotiomycetes; Chaetothyriales; Herpotrichiellaceae
Exons: 3
Coding region: 1-2610 (869 amino acids)
Biological process (GO): mRNA 3'-end processing by stem-loop binding and cleavage
Cellular component (GO): mRNA cleavage and polyadenylation specificity factor complex
Molecular function (GO): RNA binding; 5'-3' exonuclease activity; RNA endonuclease activity
Source: RefSeq, a predicted model, not a curated record